Messenger RNA from Pyricularia oryzae 70-15, 396 nucleotides. RefSeq lists its product as uncharacterized. The coding region runs from base 1 to 396 and encodes 131 amino acids. The record is from RefSeq and is a predicted model, not a curated record. The transcript has a single exon. NCBI's taxonomy places the organism in Eukaryota, Fungi, Ascomycota, Sordariomycetes, Magnaporthales, Pyriculariaceae.
AUGUCGACCUUCAAGAUCCUGACCACCGCCAACGCCGCGUACACGGGCGCUGCCAGGCCAUUCACAACUGGGCGGACGAGGGGCUGGGCAAGUGGGCCAUCGGCGCCGAGGUCCAGGACGACACCAACCUCAUCGUGGCUGGGUGAAACAGCGGCGCCAACUGCCGCUUCGUGGUCCGCAAACAACGACGAGCACACGGCCUUUAUCGGGACGGCGGAUGUGCGGAGUCUCGUUCGCGACUCGAGGCUGUGGUUCCAGGUCACGUACUCCAGCAAGACUGCGGUCGAGGAGAGGGUGGGUGCCGAGGGCCCCAUGAAGUCUGUCGAGCAGUACAGCGGGACCAAGUUUGAGCAAAAGGCGGACUGGGCGAUGUUCGAGUAUGACAGUUCCUUAUAG